Molecule: messenger RNA, 566 nt
Organism: Alligator sinensis (Chinese alligator)
Lineage: Eukaryota; Metazoa; Chordata; Crocodylia; Alligatoridae
Gene: S100A13
Product: S100 calcium binding protein A13
Exons: 3
Coding region: 207-497 (96 amino acids)
Biological process (GO): positive regulation of cell population proliferation; positive regulation of canonical NF-kappaB signal transduction
Cellular component (GO): perinuclear region of cytoplasm
Molecular function (GO): RAGE receptor binding
Source: RefSeq, a predicted model, not a curated record
GGGGGUGAAGGGGUAGGCGGUGUCAGGGAAACCCUACACCGCUGCGGUGGGGAGAGCUCUGCCCCUCCCGGGCUGGGGUAUAAAGCCCUUGUGGGGGCACACGGCCGCCCUGUCCUCCGCCUCCUGCCCCGCAGCACAGCAGGCCUCCGGUGUUCCCUCCAGCUCGGCUCUUGUGUCACCAGCCCUCAGCUCCCCGCCCCGGCACCAUGGCCACGGGGGAGCUGACGGAGCUGGAGACGGCCAUCGAGAAAAUCGUCUCUAUCUUCUUCACCUACGCGGCUCGGGAGGGCCGGACAGGCACGCUGACCGCCGGCGAGUUCAAGGAGUUGGUGCGGCUCCAGCUGCCCAACUUCAUGAAGGACGUUGGAUCCCUGGAUGAGAAGAUGAGCAGCCUGGAUGUGAACCGUGAUGAGGAGCUCAAGUUCAGCGAGUACUGGCGACUCAUUGGGGAGCUGGCCCGGGACAUCAAGAGGGAGAAAACGAGCAAGAAGAAGUGAUGGGGCAGGCCUGGGGUACUCGCUCUGGUCUGUCCAGCGUUGGGGGCACGAAUAAAGGUUCCCCUCUGA